Molecule: messenger RNA, 288 nt
Organism: Strongylus vulgaris
Lineage: Eukaryota; Metazoa; Nematoda; Chromadorea; Rhabditida; Strongylidae
Source: the annotation of a GenBank genome assembly
AUGCAACAGAUUGCAGCAGCUGAAGCUGGUUCGACUACAUUCUCAAAUCCUGUGUAUGACCUAGAAACGGAUAGCACAGAGAUGGUUUCACUAGAGAAUACACCAUCAACCUCAAGAGCAACAAGUUUCCGUUCGCAGCGGACCGGUGAUGACGUCAUAGCACCGAAUGCGGAACUCACAGUGAAACCAGCCGUUCCUCCACGACCCAACAAGGCCGAAAAGGACAAGAAUAUCCUGGUGGAGAACCCAGUGUUUGAAGCUAAUCCAGAUGAAAUCUCGGAUGUAUAG